GGCAAAAAAUAGUGAGUACUGAGUAGAGACUAGAGAGUAGAGAGAGAGAGAGAGAGAGAGCUCGGUGGCGCUAGGGCACAUAGUUGCAGGCAGAGAGAGAGAGAGAGAAAUGGAGGGCGGAGACGAAGGAGUGGAGAUGGUAGCGGAGACGAAGGAUCUUCAGCAGCAGACUAAGGCCUUCGACAAGCUCACCGACCGCGUCGAAGAUCGCCAGCUCGAUUCCACUCGCGUCCAAGAGGCCAUGGCCUCCAUUGCUGCCUCUGCUCAAGCUGACUGGAACGCCAUGCGUUUAAGGAAGUUCGUAUGUUGCAGAUUUAUCGAUAAGCUAACAGGGUGGCAAAAUGACUUGCAAAUAAGGGACAUUUUGAAGAAUUGGGGCUUCAUGUCUACUUUAGUGCUCCUAGAGGGAUUAUUUAUUUGCUUAGUGAUGAUUUGAGAGGUUCCUUUUCUGUUCCUCAUAAUGUAGUUUUCUUUUCCCUAGACACUAGUUCCAUUUUUCCACACACAAAAAAAAAAUAAUAAUAACAAACAAGUGUUGCUGGCCUGAAUAUUUACUGUAACAGUGUGGAAGUAUUGGAGGAGUCUUUGUUUGUAUUGACAUAAUUCGUUAAUGCAACGAUUAUAGAUACUCGUCUCCACUUGCCACUUGCCACCCCGUAUAAGUUCUCCUCCACCUUCACGCAAUUUUGUUUCGGUCUAUCUUUCUCUUGUUCUACAAAUAUACAUGAAUUCGAAAUUCAAGCUGUAUUACUGAUAGAACCAUAAAUUGAAGCAGUUUUUUAGUCAGAAAGUUAGAAUAUAAACUUGAAUGGAAUAAAACCGUAAAUAACAUUCCACCUUAUCUCAUUUGAAAUAAGGAGUUCCUUUCCUUGUAUCUCUCUAACCCCUGAUUAUGCACUCUGU
Molecule: messenger RNA, 903 nt
Organism: Arachis stenosperma
Lineage: Eukaryota; Viridiplantae; Streptophyta; Magnoliopsida; Fabales; Fabaceae
Exons: 2
Coding region: 110-436 (108 amino acids)
Biological process (GO): negative regulation of apoptotic process; protein stabilization
Source: RefSeq, a predicted model, not a curated record